AUGAACCAGGGCGGCGUUACACAUGUCUUUGUCAAUCUGGGGUCGGAUCACCCCUCCAUCCUCGAGGCCAUGGUGAAAGGCCAGAGAGAGAAGAAAGAUCAAUUCCCUACUAUUAUCACCUGCCCCAAUGAGAUGGUUGCCCUUUCAAUGGCCGACGGCUACGCACGAUUGACCGGCAAACCGCAAGCUGUUAUUGUUCACGUCGACGUCGGGACGCAAGGACUGGGCGCCGCUGUUCAUAACGCCUCGUGCGGACGUGCUCCAGUUUUGAUCUUCGCUGGUCUUUCUCCGUUCACAAUCGAAGGCGAAAUGAGAGGCUCGCGUACGGAAUACAUCCAUUGGAUUCAAGAUGUCCCGGAUCAGAAGCAGAUUGUUGCGCAGUACUGCCGGUACUCGGGGGAGCUGAAGUCUGGCAAGAACGUGAAGCAGAUGGUCAAUCGGGCGCUGCAGUUUGCUACCAGUGAUCCCCAGGGACCGGUCUAUUUGGUUGGAGCUCGGGAGAUCAUGGAGGAGGAUAUCGAGCCGUAUCAGCUUAACCAGAAGGUCUGGGGUCCUGUUGCGCCGUGCGCUCUGCCUGCGUCUGGAGUUGAGCUCAUUGCUUCUGAGAUUGCUGCUGCCAAAAACCCAUUGAUCGUGGUUGGAUACACGGGCCGACAGGCGGAGUCAGUAACGGAGCUGGUUACGUUGGCGAACAGCUUCAAGGGCAUCCGAGUGUUGGACACCGGUGGCAGUGAUAUGUGCUUCCCGGCCAACCACCCAGCAUGGUUGGGUCUGCGGUAUCCGGGUCAUGAUCUUGUGAAGACUGCUGAUUUGAUUCUGGUGAUCGACUGCGAUGUGCCCUGGGUUCCUACUCAAUACAAGCCGUCCGAGUCGGCCAAGAUUAUUCACAUUGAUGUGGAUCCUCUGAAGCAGCGAAUCCCUGUUCACUACAUUCACUCCAUGGCUUCCUUCCGCGCCGACUCUGUUACAUCGCUCAAGCAGAUCAAUGACUAUGUUGCGUCCAAUGGUCGGCUGCAGCAGUUUAUUGGCACCAAGGAAAACAUCAAUAUGGGACAAGUUCGAGAGGAGGAUUAUCUCAAGCGACGACAGGAGAUCACCGACUUGGCUGUAAUGCCAGAAGGCGGCGACGGUGCUUCAUUGAAUAUCCACUAUCUGAUGUCGCAGGUCCGCAAGGGGUGCCCAGAUGAUGCCAUUUGGGCUAUUGAAGCCGUCACUCUUGCUCAUUUUGUCGCUGAUCAGAUUUCGGCCACUUUGCCGAACUCUUGGAUUAACUGCGGUGGAGGUGGGCUGGGUUGGUCUGGCGGUGGUGCUCUGGGCAUCAAGCUGGCAUCGGACGUGCAGCAUGGUGGGAAGGGCAAGGGCAAGUUCGUCGUCCAGGUGGUUGGAGACGGCACAUAUCUCUUCUCUGUGCCUGGGUCUGUCUACUGGAUCUCACGCCGCUACGAUAUUCCCGUCCUUACUAUCGUGCUGAAUAACAAGGGCUGGAAUGCCCCGCGCCGCAGCAUGCUGCUGGUCCACCCCAACGGCGAUGGAUCACGCGCUACCAAUGAAGAUCUGAAUAUCUCCUUCGCGCCUACACCCGAUUAUGCAGGGAUCGCCAAGGCCGCUGCAGGUGGUGAGAUCUGGGCAGGUCGCGCUUCGACCGUGGCGGAACUGUCACAACAGCUGCCGGAAGCUAUUCAAAGUGUCUUGAAAGGAAAGGGUGCCGUUCUGGAGGCGCAACUGGACGGUACUACAGGAAAGUAUAUCGAGAAAGCAUAA
Molecule: messenger RNA, 1761 nt
Organism: Penicillium cinerascens
Lineage: Eukaryota; Fungi; Ascomycota; Eurotiomycetes; Eurotiales; Aspergillaceae
Exons: 2
Coding region: 1-1761 (586 amino acids)
Biological process (GO): L-valine biosynthetic process
Cellular component (GO): mitochondrion; acetolactate synthase complex
Molecular function (GO): magnesium ion binding; acetolactate synthase activity; flavin adenine dinucleotide binding
Source: RefSeq, a predicted model, not a curated record